AUGUCGCUGACACUGUCUAUACAUCCAAUGUGCGAUACGCUGGACAUGUAUGGGUCACCAGAUCCGAACUCAGCAUAUUCACUGUCUGGAGUCGUCUCGAUUGCUGUCUCUUCACCGUACUCUAUCUUCGAAGGCCGCAAGACGGCUCGACUAUUGCUUCAAUCGCUGUCGAUAACCUUUGAAGGACAAUCGGAAAUCUACACCCCCAACACCGGAUACUCUUCAGUUCGCCUUUGCUCCAUCACGCGUGAAUUGGCACCUGAAGAACCUGUUGAACUGUCCAACGAGGGCCACGAGGACGAUGAGCUCCCUUGUAAAUGGGACGUAGUCUUCAACCUCGCCACGCCCGGGUGGCUCCCUGCUUCCACUUAUAUGGGAAUUGAAGAUAUCGGCAUUCGAUAUGGUCUAUAUGCCACCGCCAAAUUCAUCAACCUGGAGACAGAACAACCUACAACAUUUUCACUCGCAUCGCUCUGCACACCCUUCCGAUCCCGCAUUCGAUCUGCAGAGAGUAGCAGGCCGAUAACCGUCCGCCGUUUUGUCCUUCCUCCACAUAUCGAGCAGCCAGAGCCCACCUUCAUCAACUACCUCGUCAAGUCUCGGACAGCGAGUAGAGAUGACGCCAAGGCGGGGAUUCCUGCAGAGAUCUUGUCGAAGAUCCAAGUGUUAGCGUCGGUUCCCGAAACCGUCAGUACGGAGGAAACUAUCAUGCCCGUCACUAUUCGACUGAGGACGAAGGAUUUGGAGUCUGUCGAAUGUAAGCGACUGCAAGUCACGGAGAUUGGCAUUGACAUGAUCCAACAAGAGCGGUGCAGGCAUAGACCUUCUUCAAGUUAUCUUGCUCGAUAUCCCCUUCCCCCACGAGAGAUGCAACCUCCCAAUUUACCGCUUCGCGAUCCCCAUCCGAUGAGCAACAUCUACGAUGUUGGCCUUUAUGUCACCAAAGAGCACUCUGAAUCCGUUUGUCGAAGCUUCACGUUGCUGCCUGCCGGAGAAAGUGGGAAAUAUAAACUUGCCGAUAACAACUACGCAUUCGCCAACGACGCCGACCAAGGGAGUAACCCGACAUGGUUCACUAUGGAGACCCGAGUUCCAUUUUGCCAUGUCAGCCGGGCCAAAAAUGACAUCGAGGUUGAGGAGUGGGCGGGUCCUGCCGUCAUUCGGCCAAGUUCAUCGAGCCCUUUGUUCAGCAUAUCGCAUGAAAUCUCACUCUCUCUGACCUUCACAUACGACAUGCCCGGAUCCACCGAGAAAGCAAAGGAGAGGCUCAACUUCGCGGUGCCCGUGUGUUUUGGCCAGUACCUCCCUUCAUCCGCCUCGAUUCCUGGAUCUCCUCAAGUCGAAGGACGGAAUGGUCGUUCCGCAAGUUCCCUGACGCUUCCACCCUAUUCUCAACUUUAUGACUCCAACGGGGAGAGGAAGAUUGAUUAUUCGAUUCCCCUGCCUAGAUAUACGCCCAAAGAGGAGCACGCAGCCAACACCGGCGAUUUGGCGCUAGAGACCUCGACAUCUUCUGGCGAUAAAGCAGAAUCUCAGCUUCCCAUAGGGGAGGAUGUUCCCCUGCUGGCGCUAUAA
This is a messenger RNA of Coprinopsis cinerea okayama7#130, 1575 nucleotides long. RefSeq lists its product as hypothetical. The record is from RefSeq and is a predicted model, not a curated record. The coding region runs from base 1 to 1575 and encodes 524 amino acids. The transcript is spliced from 4 exons. NCBI's taxonomy places the organism in Eukaryota, Fungi, Basidiomycota, Agaricomycetes, Agaricales, Psathyrellaceae.